This is a messenger RNA of Botrytis sinoallii, 429 nucleotides long. RefSeq lists its product as uncharacterized. The record is from RefSeq and is a predicted model, not a curated record. The transcript is spliced from 2 exons. NCBI's taxonomy places the organism in Eukaryota, Fungi, Ascomycota, Leotiomycetes, Helotiales, Sclerotiniaceae. Bases 1 to 429 code for a protein of 142 amino acids.
AUGGGACUCAUCAGCAAAGUCAUCCACAAGGUCGAGGGAAAGCGCGAGCGCGAGCGCGUUCGUUACCCCUCUCCCCAAAACAAACCAAGUCCCCCUCCUCAGCAACACCACAUGGGCGGUAACGGAGGACCCCAAGGCGGAUACGGCGGACCAGGUGGUCCACAAGGAGGAUACGGAGGACCCAGUGGUGAACACCACGGCGGCGGACAUCAAGGAGGUGGAUUUGGCGGACCAGGUGGACACCAAGGUGGAGGCGGAUUUGGAGGGGAGCACCAAGGCGGACACCAAGGAGGAGGAUUCGGUGGACCAGGUGGACAUCAGGGAGGUGGAUUUGGCGGGCCAGGUGGUGAACACCAUGGCGGAGGAGGAUUUGGAGGCGAGAGAGGUGGACACGGUGGUGGUGGACGGGGAGGACAUGGUGGAUUUUAA